GCUGUGCAUGCUUGACGUGCUGCUGGCGCUGAUGGCGGCGGGGCUGGCGGAGGGUCGCACUGAGAAGGGAGCGCGAGGAGGCGGGGGACCAGAGACUGAGAGAGGAGGCCCCGGCGUACCCAGCACCGACACCGCGGCAGACAAACAGGAAUCACACCGACUGCAGAAGCAGCCAGUCCCGCAGACUGACCCAGUGGAGGACGGGCGGACGGACGGAGCGUUCAGAGCCUCCUACUGGCUGUCAUCCUGUCUCCUCCCCAGCGCUCUCUUGCAGCUGCAGUACUAACAGGAUUUAGUAGCUGUCACAUGACGGUGGUGUAGGUGCUGCUGUUCUGUAGCCUUUAAAUCGUGCAUGAGUGGUGCUAACGGAUGAGGAAGCUCCUCUCUGCCCCGUCGGUCUCUCUUUGGAUGCAGAAGUUCCCGCCUGGUUUCUGGUCCUUCUCGGUGAUAAGCUCAGUAAUUUGCUAUCACAGAGGCGUCGCUGAAACUGCCUGAAUCUAUCAUUUCAGGUGUUUCACCUGCGCUGAAAAUGUAGAUUAGCUUAAUUUUGAAGCUAUUUGGAUUUACUGACUGACCAGAAUUUAAGAAUAACAGGCUAUCUGCUCCUGAAGUAAAGUUUGGCUACAAAACAGAUUACAUGAAAAAAUGUAGCUGGAUUUGCAACUGGGAUCACACGUUUUAGCAGCUAACGCCUAGUUAGCGGCUUGCGGCGAGCAGGCAGCGGUGGCUCGGGGCUAAGUGUGCAUGAAGCAGGGGUGCUAUGGAGUACCACUCCGGUGGCAGCCAGCCCCUGCUGGGCAGACCGCGGUACUGCCCGGGUGCCAGCGUUAACGGAGGAUACCUGUGUGAGACAGGACACUGCUGCGGAGAGACCGGCUGCUGCACCUACUACUAUGAACUCUGGUGGUUCUGGCUGCUGUGGACCGUCCUCAUCCUGUUCAGCUGCUGCUGUGCGUACCGACACCGUCGAGCCAAACUCAGAGUCCAGCAGCAGCAGAGACAGAGAGAGAUCAGCCUGCUGGCCUACCAUGGAGCCAACUCCUACCCCUCCUCUAUGCUGGACCUCAGUUUCUUGGCAUCCCUGAAGUUGCCUUCCUAUGAGGAGGUGGCAGCUCAGCCCUCGACUCCUCCUCCUCCUUACAGCUCCGUCUUCACCACCCCUCGAUACCCUCAACCUCCACGCACCGCCGACCCCCAUCUGCUCACACAACACGGUCCCUUGCUGCACCGGCCACACAGCGAUGGGCCGUCCUCCCUCAGCUCAGACAACAGCUCCAGCUGUUCCUGUGAUUCCUGCUGCCCCUCCUCUCCGUGUAGCUCCUCCCUGUCGGCACCCAUUACAUAUGAGACUGACACUAGCCAUGCCUCCACACCCAGCGAAGCCACGCCUCUCACCCUUGAUGUCACCAUGGAGACCAUCUCUGCAGCUGCAACCUACUUGAAUUCAAACGAGACGCAGGUUGCUUCUGAGAGGAUGGUCCUUGACGUUGCUGACGUAAGCGGUGCUGGAGCUCAUACAGCAGUUGCCACAAACUCAUCGGUUUCCAACCAGACUGUUACUGUGGCGGUUGUUACCAGGGCAGCCUCCCCUCAGCCUCCACCCUCACCUGGUUUUCAGCUCACCCUCCCAGUCGGGACUACAUCUCCCAUAAAGCAGCAGCUUGACAUAGCACCAUGUACCCCAAUAGUCAGCACCUGUAGCUCAAGUACACUCCCUAGUCCAAAUGUUGUUGACACAGCACUCCCCUCCAUCCAAAUAAUACAAAGCCCAGCAAUGGACACCAAUACUGUCCAAAACGAUACCCCAAAGAUUCCCUUAAUGUCAAGGCCUCCUACCCCAACUGCUUCUGACUCUUCUAUAACAAUAAAAUCACUGGAAACACUAAAUUUAACAAGGACUUUUGAUACAGUCAGUUCUCCUAAUAGCCCAGCCUCAGUUCCAUCACCAGAUGCUGGAAGAACUUUGUCUCCAAUAGCAAGCUCUGUUUCUGGUUGCCUAACUCCUGACCCAACUCUUGUACCAAUUCCAUCACCUACAAAGCUUACCCAGUCUCCAGUCCAAGAACCUACAAAGCUUACCCAGUCUCCAGUCCAAGAACAUACAAAGUUUACACAAGGUCAGGAACCACAAUCACUAUUUCUAAAGCUUACACAACCUCCAGAUUUGGUAACUUCAGAUCAUAUCCUGCUUCCAAAUCCACAGCAUAAAGCUGGGGUAGUUGCAGAUUCACCAGUUAAUAGCCUUCUGUCUCCAAGGCAUGCAAAUCUUGCCCUAGUCACAGAUGCAGCACCAACUUUACCCAUCCUAACUCAGUGCCAGAACCUAGAACUAUCACCUGGAUCAGGUUUAGUCGAGGGUCAUCCCAGCCCUGGGUCACACUUAUCCCAGCAUUUAGGGUCUAUUGCUGUUUCAACAUCUUGCCUGGAUUCAACUGCAGAAACAGAUCAUUCAGGUCAUUCUCUGGUCCCGCCUCGAUUGUCUGAGUUUGACCAUAUUCCUCCAUUGCCUUCAAAUGCCCAGGCGUGUUUUAGUUCUGGUUCUUGUUCUGGAUUUGAAUUGCGCCCUGGGGCUGGUUCUGAGUCUGAGCCUCUGUCCACCCCUACACCACUUCUCACUUUCUCAGAACAAGUGUCCACUGCUUCCCCCUGCCCAGCCAUAACCAUAGAGUCUGAAUCUUCUUAUGCUACUUGUCAGUCACCCCUUGCGACACUCUCCCCAUCCUCACCCCCAUCCCUUUCUACUUCUCCUCCUCCUCCCCUAACUCUUCAAGCCCUUUCUUCCACCUCCCUUCCUGCUCCAGCCUUACUUCUGGACCCCCUUACUGCUUUCCACCAGUCUGACAAAGGUGGAUCUUCCUCUGGCCACGCAUCCUCCCUCUCACCAUCACCUCGUGCUACUCAGUCUCCACCAAAACAGACUCUGUUUUCCCCCUGCGUGGAUGUCUUUGAGCCAGGACCACCCAGUUGGGAGAAUGAGGACGAGGACCAGGAGGAGAAGGACAAUGACGAAGACGACGAUGAGGACAUGGGAGCUGAUGAGAGCCAGUAUAGACACCGGCGACUCACAGGUGACUCUGGGAUCGAGGUGUGCAGGUGUCGAGUAGAGGAGGAGGAUGAAGAGGAGGAGGAGGAGGAGGAAGGUGGCAGGAGAGGAAAUGGAGGGGAGAGAGAUAAAAGAAAUAGUGACUCUGAUCUCCAUGACAGUGUGGACUGCCCUGCAAGGGGUCAGGUGACCACAGAGGAAGGACUUACACUGUGUACUCCGACCGCCACCACAACACCAACAUCUGAGGACAGCGGCGAAGUCGUCAUUGUCAUGGAGACAGUGUGACUGACAUAAGUAGGGUCAUUUGCCAUCCAGACAGGGGUUCCAGACAACAAGAACUGAUCGAUAGUGUUUACCCUUAAAUCUUUCUGUAACUGGAAAGGCUUUAGUUAAAUGUGAUUUUGACUGAGGAUAAAAUAGGUCCCGUUAAUAGGCAUGCACAAUUUUUAGAUGGCUGACUUGAGAGUUUCUUAAAAUGAGUUGGAAUCAUAAAGAGUUCUUGUGCCAACUUUUGACAUAUCCAGGUACAAGAGCGGUUUUCACUCAAAUACCAUGCAAUGUUGGAGAAGUUUUAGGACUACCACACUGCAGAGCUGUUGUCAGCUAGGUGGGCCCCAUCUCCCUAAUUUUAUCUCAUUUAGAUGGUGCUGCAAAAGCGGCCUCUAAAAUUUCUACCCAUCCAUUAUUACUUCAUUUUGGACAGUUGCCUAUUUAUGAAGAAAAUCUAUAUCUCUAACAAAGAUUAUGGAGCAUUAUCUGAAGCACCCAAUCGUAAAGGAUCUGCACAUCCAUUAAGUGGGGUUCACAGUUACAGGAAAGUCUUUGUAAAGUGGGAACUAAACCCUAAAAUCUAAUCUGUGGUAUUGAACAAUAGGUUUUUUUAGCUUUUGAAAGUUGUUCUCCUGAGCUUUGGCAUCCAGGGCAAAAGAAAAACUGACACAAAACUUGAAACUAGCAAAAAUAUAGUUUUCUUUAUUCAAAACAUUAGGGUUACAGUUAGAGUUAACCUUAACUCUGAUUGUAGGAUCAUCUUGAGGUUGACGUUUUCAGUUCCAACGUGAUUUUAACUCAUGUACAUUGGAGGCUUUCACAACAGAUGGAGUAAUUUGUUAGCCAGCAACAAAAAUUGUAAACACAAAGUAAUUGAUGACAUUAUUAGUUUCCAUUAAACAAAUAACCAUCUCAGUCAUGGUUUGGUUGUGACAGCAGAUGGACAUGCCAUUAAAUAUCUACAAAACAUAUGCUGCAUGCAGUCAUCAAACACUUGAUGAUAAUUGCUAAUAAUUUUGGUUUCUACUUCAAGUUCAUUUUUCUAACCAUGUUUGCACAGCAAGUUGCAUGAAGGCAAACAGUCAGGGAUUGGAUUUGUGUAAUUUUACUUGCAAAACCACAAAAUCAUUAGCUUUUAGGCUUUUGCUAGCCUAAGUUUUGGUGCAUUUGUAGACCAAUGACUCAUGGGCAGAAGUAGUCUUGAUACAGACUUUUGUUGGCUACACCAGAAACCUUAAAAAGUGGUUGUUUCCCCCAAAUUCAGCAGACUAGCAGAUUAAUGCUGUUUUAGUGAUGCAGAGGAUUUAAAUGCUCAGAGAGAAACUCAGCCGAUCCGAUGACUGUCACAAUUCGUCAUUAAUACUGAAUUAAGACUGCACAGAUUGUCGCUGUAGAUUGCAUCACACCCCUCACAGAAAUUAUGUUGUCCACGGUUAAUAAAAAAAAAUAAGGAACUUUAAAUAGUUGGACAUGUAGCCAGAGAUGCCUCGCUCGUCUUGGGUGAUGACGUAGGUUUGGCAAUGUGCUGGGGACAAAUUGGCUGGUUUGGAAUUGAAGAGAGGCUGAUGUAGGCGGAUGAUUCACGCUGACUGACAGCAGGAAAGCUGAUUCAUUCAUUAAGGGGACGUUUUUGAUGAAAAAGUCUGUCAGAAGGGUAGAAUUAGGUGGGUCGCUUUUUUUAUUUUUCAUUUACUUUUUUCUGUUGAUGUUUUUUUUUUUUUUUUCCUGCGAUCCUGAUUGUGUGUAGAAGAUUUUCGGGGUGGACAGGAUCGGCAGGCUUCCUGUGCGUCAGCCAUUCAACAGAGAAAAGCUCUUACAUAAAUAAACGCAAACAAUGGGUACGUUUAGAGAGAAACAAAGCGCCAAACACAGCAGAGACGAAACACGUCAUGGUUCCCGUCUUGCCUUCUUUGCCUCUUUCACUGAGUUUGAGGUCAGAUGAUACAAUACAUCUAAACAGUAGCAUCUUGCUUUACGCUUCAUGCACCUCUUAUUCAUAGACAACUCUCCUUUGUCCUGGUAAAAUGGGAUCAAGUAAAUGUAUUCCAAUCAACGUUUUGCCAGUAAGUCAAGAUAUUUUAAGGCCUUAGAAAUGAUGCCCCACAAUCUGGCUAGAACUGUGAUUUAUUUUUUUGGCAGCGGUUGGUACCAAUUAAUGUUUCGUACACUCUUCACAUAAUAAACAUGUCAAUAUUGAUAUUUUGUGACAAAAAGACUUGAAGGUAGAGUAUAUUUUGUCAGUGACACAGAAUAAUGUUUGUAUAGUAAUGGCUAAUGUGUUUAAAGUCACCUUAGAGUGUGAAAUUAGUGAAAAGCAAUAUUUUUCAGCAAGAGUCUGUGUGUAAAUAGCCAGAGAGAGAGCUGCAGAAUAACCACCUCUGAAAGGCUUCAUAGUAAGAAUGCAUCAUCAUUGAUUGUAAAAUCUGUAAGGUUUGGAUUUCUACUGUGGUUCAAGCAAAUUCUGCCUACCUUUGUCUGUGUUUUCUUUUCUUUUUCACCUGACAGCAGUAGAAUAAUUGUGCAGUUUUAAGGACACAAGUAAUUUCCAACGCGCUUGAUGGAAGUGCGCCAUCACACAUUUGUGAGACUCUGUGUGUCGGUGUAUAACAUCAAGUCGAAUGCAUACAAUUCAAAAAUGUAUACUGUCACUUUGUUAUCUUGUGUUGUAGCAUUGUAGCGCAUGGAUUCUUAAAACUGAACUGGUUGGAGCACAAAGGGUAAGAUGCCUUCAUAUCUGCUCCCACAAAGUGCACUUGUUUUUGCAGCCUGUUAAUGUUAGCUGCAUUUGAAAGUUUUCACAGACGUGCGUUAAAUUUGCAGUGUGUUGGAAAGUGUGUUGACUCCAAUAAGAGAAAUAGUGCACAGUGGUGUUAUUGGAUCGUACUGGCAGGUGAAUGCUUAAAC
Molecule: messenger RNA, 6220 nt
Organism: Pundamilia nyererei
Lineage: Eukaryota; Metazoa; Chordata; Actinopteri; Cichliformes; Cichlidae
Product: mucin-2-like
Exons: 5
Coding region: 761-3331 (856 amino acids)
Source: RefSeq, a predicted model, not a curated record